AUGGAAAAGGUCUUUUCUUUUUGCUCUAAAAAAGAGGAUCAAACUACAAAAAUUGCGAUUUUUCAUACUUGUUUCGGUAUGGCAUAUCCAAAUUCCCUCUUCAAUUUUCACAAAUCGCAGAAUUCAAAUUCACAUACUGAGAAAAAAUGUCAAGCGACAGUGAUGAAGAUGAGCUUUUACAAAUGGCAUUGCAGGAGCAAUCAACUGGUAAGAAGCCGUCAGAGCCACCGCCGAAGCCGAAGCCGAACUCGAGGAGCAGCGGAAGAAGAGUGGGAAGUAUAGACGCGACGCCGAAUCGAAAAGUGCAACAGAAGCAUAGGAAGGGAGUGGAAGAGGAAGAAGAUGAUUCGGAUUUAGAGAUUCUCAGCAUUUCGUCUGGAGAUGAUGAUCACGGAUCCUCGAAGAAGGAAAGUAAAGGUGCCUCGAAAAGAAGGGCUCCGAAAGGUGGGAAGGACGAUGACGCACACUGGCAAGGUGGUGAACCUGAUUGCUGGAAACGCGUUGAUGAAGAUGAGCUAAGACGUCAUGUUCGGGACAUGAGGGAGGCUAGAGCAAUUCCAGCCACUCAAAUCAAGGCUGAGGAGGAGAAGAUGGCAUUGGCAAAGAAGGCACUUCAGAGUUUGCAGUCUUUCCCUCGUGGCAUGGAAUGCAUAGAUCCUCUAAGAUUGGGGAUAGUUGACAAUAGAACAUUAAGGAUGAUCAGUGAGCAUUCAUCAAGUUCCCCAACUGUAGGCGAUUUGGACCCCAAAACUCGCGAGGGGUUGAAUUAUUUUUCUGAGAAGUUUGACUCAAAAUUGUUUAUAUCCCGAAUCCACCAAGAUACUGGUGCAGCAGACUUAGAGGGAGGUGCUGUUUCUUUGAAGACUGAUCUUAAAGGACGUAUGCAGCAGAAAAAACAAUUGGUCAAAGAGAAUUUUGAUUGCUUUGUAUCUUGCAAAACUACGAUUGAUGAUAUUGAAUCAAAGUUGAGACGCAUUGAGGAAGACCCUGAAGGUUCUGGAACUAAACACUUAUAUGAUUGUAUGCAAGGAGUCAAUUCAAUUGCUAACCGUGCUUUUGAGUCACUAUUUGAAAGACAGGCUCAAGCUGAGAAGAUAAGAUCUGUUCAAGGAACGAUUCAGAGGUUCCGAACAUUGUUUAACUUACCCAGUGCCAUUCGUGAAAGCAUUAGUAAGGGUGAAUAUGACCUGGCAGUCAGGGAGUACAGGAAAGCAAAUUCAAUUGUGCUGCCUUCUCAUGUGGGAAUUUUGAAGCGUGUCGUUGGGGAGGUUGAAAAAGUUAUACAAGAGUUUAAAGGCAUGCUUUACAAGUCUCUGGAAGAUCCUAAUAUUGACCUGACAAACCUUGAAAAUAUAGUGAGGCUCUUGUUGGAGUUGGAACCUGAAUCAGAUCCUGUAUGGCACUACUUAAAUAUACAGAAUCACAGAAUUCGAGGCUUGCUUGAGAAAUGUUCUUCAGAUCAUGAAGCUAGGAUGGAGAAUUUACAGAAUGAGAUGAGAGCCAAAGCUUCAUAUGAUGCAAAAUGGAGGCAAAUUCAGCAAGAUCUGAAUCAUUCCUCAGACAUUGAUUCGGAACUGUUAGUGAUGACCGGUGAACAAGGUGAUGCUUUUAGAGGAAAAUAUAUACGUAGAUUGACUGCUGUUGUUAUCCAUCAUGUACCUGCCUUCUGGAAAGUUUCUGUUUCAGUGUUCAGUGGGAAAUUUGCAAAGGCAUCCCAGGUGUCUUCUGAUUCAAAUGUCAAUGCCUCUGCAAAGAGAACUGAAGAAAAAGUAGGAGAUGGAAAGUACUGUAGUCAUUCUCUUGAUGAAGUUGCUGGGAUGUUGCAGAGUACUUUAUCAGCUUAUGGAUCUGAGGUUCAGAACACAUUUCGAGAUCUUGAAGAAUCAAAUAUUCUUUGCCCAUACAUGAGUGAUGCCAUAAAAGAGAUAUCUAAAGCAUGUUGUGCUUUUGAAGCCAAAGAAUCAGCACCUCCAGUUGCUGUUACGGCAUUGCGCACACUUCAGUCUGAGGUCACAAAAAUCAAUGUAUUGAGGCUCUGUUCUUGGAUGCGUACUACAACUGAGAAGAUAACAAAAGAUGAGACCUGGAUCCCAGUAUCUAUCUUAGAGAGGAACAGAUCUCCAUAUACAAUUUCUUCCUUGCCUCUGGCUUUCCGUUCAAUUAUCACAUUUGCAAUGGAUCAGAUCAAUACAUUGAUCCAGUCUUUGAGGAAUGAGGCUAUGAAGUUAGAGGACAUAUUCUUGCUUCUUCAAGAAAUUCAGGAAUCUGUUAGACUUGCCUUUUUGAACUGUUUGCUUAAUUUUGCCGGCCAGCUGGGCCACACUGGCAAUCAGCUUCUGAAUGAACAUGACAGAGAGAGUGCACAUUUUCAAAAUGGACAUGCUGAACCAGAAGAUAAAUCAUCGGAUCCUCUUCCAGGAAGUAUUGUUAAUCCACAUCGACAGUUGCUGAUGGUCGUAAGUAAUAUUGGAUAUUUCAAAGAUGAACUUGCUCAUGAAUUGUACAGCAAGUACAGACGAACUUGGCAGCAGUCGAGGGGCAAGGAUGAAGAGGACGCUGAUAUGCAAGAUCUCAUUGCAUCUUUCUCUGGGUUUGAAGAGAAUGUUCUUGAGCAGUAUACUUUGGCAAAGAGAAAUUUGUUCAGAACAGCUGCUGUAAACUAUUUGUUGGAGAGUGGUGUACAAUGGGGUGCUGCACCAGCAGUUGAGGGAGUACGAGAUGCUGCUGUGGAUUUACUACACACUUUAGUUGCUGUACAUGCAGAGGUUUUUGCCGGUUGUAAGCCUCUGUUGGAUAAGACACUUGGUAUUCUUGUUGAAGGUCUAAUCGACACUUUCUUAAGCCUUUUCCAUGAAAACCAAGAAACAGAUUUUACAGUAUUAGACGUGAAUGGCUUUUGUCAGCUUAUGCUUGAGCUUGAUUAUUUUGAGACCAUAUUGAACACUUACUUUACACAUGAAGCAAGGGAGUCUCUAAAAACUUUACAAGGGGUCCUUUUAGAGAAAGCAACUGAGAGUGUCCCAGAGACUGUUGAGACUCCAACCAAUAGUCGUCGGCAAACACGUGGAAAUGAUGAUGGACUUCAGGAUGAAAGGCAGCAAGGGGGGACUAUAUCACCUGAUGAUCUGAUUGCUCUUGCACAGCAGUACAGUUCUGAGCUACUUCAAUCUGAACUCGAGAGGACACGAAUCAAUACAGCAUGCUUUGUGGAGUCGAUUUCUCCGGAUUCUGUCCCAGAUUCAGCAAAAGCAGCUUAUGCUUCUUUUAGAGGAUCAAUGGAUUCUCCCGGUAGAGGAUCUCAAAGUGUUGGACCCCCGAGCUACUCCAAGCAAAGACGCCGAUAAAUUAGAGGUAUCCAUUUUCUGUUCCACUUUUUGCCCCAUAUUUCGAGCUUCACAAUGGGGAAAGCCUCUUCAUUUAGCUGUGAAACACAAAGUCCACAAAUGAUUUGACAAAAUAAUGUUUAGGUGUUAUCCUGCAAGUUGUUUGUUCUAUCAAAAUGUACCUUGACCUAAGAACUUGUAUGGCUUCCAUCUUACUCGAACAUGUAGAAGCCCUUCAUCUGGCUCUCAUCUAA
Molecule: messenger RNA, 3577 nt
Organism: Solanum lycopersicum (tomato)
Lineage: Eukaryota; Viridiplantae; Streptophyta; Magnoliopsida; Solanales; Solanaceae
Product: exocyst complex component SEC5A-like
Biological process (GO): Golgi to plasma membrane transport; exocytosis
Cellular component (GO): exocyst
Source: RefSeq, a predicted model, not a curated record